Lingula anatina is the source of this 659-nucleotide messenger RNA. RefSeq names its product elongation factor 1-gamma-like. Gene Ontology annotation, cellular component: cytoplasm; nucleus. Gene Ontology annotation, molecular function: translation elongation factor activity. The record is from RefSeq and is a predicted model, not a curated record. Lineage: Eukaryota; Metazoa; Brachiopoda; Lingulata; Lingulida; Lingulidae. Gene Ontology annotation, biological process: translational elongation.
GGUAACUUAGCCCUGGCUCUGUAUAUUGGUUUUCUGACUUCCGGUGCUGAAUGCAACGCAACUUCCUCUUUAGACCGGUGCAAUGGCGGCUGGUACUCUGUAUACAUACCCCGAAAACUUUCGGGCACAAAAGAUCCUUAUUGCAGCCAAGUACAGUGGUACACAAGUCACCGUGGCAAAUGAUUUCAAGUUAGGGGAGAGUAACAAAAAUGAAGCAUUUUUGAAGAAAUUCCCAUUAGGCAAAGUAAGUAUCUUUUAUCUUGUCAGUGUGCGCAACACCGAGAGAGCCAAGGAAGAUAUCAAGAAGGCACUGGGUGUUCUCAACACUGUUCUAAGAACCAGGACGUUCCUUGUGGGAGAGAGAGUCUCUCUGGCAGAUAUAGUUGUUGCUUGCGAUUUGCUUAUGCUGUACAAGAUGGUUCUUGAUCCAGCUUUCCGCCAACCAUACCAGAAUACAAAUCGUUGGUUUACCACUCUAGUUAACCAGCCAGAAUUUAAAGCAGUUCUCGGUUCUGUUGUAUUGUGUGAGAAAAUGGCACAGUUUGAUGCUAAAAAGUUUGCAGAACUCUCUGGAGGAGGCAAAGAUAAAGGAGGUAAAAAAGAAAAGAAGGAGCAGCAGCCCAAGCAACAACCGAAGGUAUAGCUUACAGUGAUAAUGA